Molecule: messenger RNA, 857 nt
Organism: Fundulus heteroclitus (mummichog)
Lineage: Eukaryota; Metazoa; Chordata; Actinopteri; Cyprinodontiformes; Fundulidae
Gene: dnph1
Product: 2'-deoxynucleoside 5'-phosphate N-hydrolase 1
Exons: 4
Coding region: 283-714 (143 amino acids)
Biological process (GO): deoxyribonucleoside monophosphate catabolic process
Cellular component (GO): nucleus
Molecular function (GO): 5-hydroxymethyl-dUMP N-hydrolase activity
Source: RefSeq, a predicted model, not a curated record
AGGAAGUGGAGGAGUCUUCAACUGAUUGGGUCAGACGUCAGAACUGUUUAGAACCCGGUAAAAAGGCAGGUCGAGAUUAAGAGCAGUUCAGUCUAAGAAGAACGGGUAUUUUAGAGAGGAUAUAAUAGGUUGUCUGAUCCAUACUCCAUUCUGGAAGGUGGCGGUAAUGCACCUAUAAGUUGUUUGCUAACCGCCAUAAAAAAAAAAAAAAAAAACAGAAGAAGAAGAAGAAGAGCAGUUCAGGUCCAUUCAUCAGCAGACCAGAACCGGGUCCGGUCCAGGAUGAACAUCUAUUUCUGCGGCAGCAUCCGGGGCGGCAGGUCGGACCAGCAGCUCUACCUGAGGAUCGUGCGCGAGCUGCAAAGAUACGGGAGCGUGCUUACCGAGCACGUGGGCAGCGCCGAGCUCAGCGCCACAGGCGAGGAGGGGCCGGCGGGGGCCGACAAAGCCAUCCAUGACAGAGACCUGGAGUGGCUGCAGCAGGCUGACGUGGUAGUUGCUGAGGUGACACAGCCGUCUCUGGGCGUCGGCUACGAGCUGGGCCGUGCUGUGGACAUGAACAAGAAGAUGUUGUGUCUGUUCCGGCCGUCGUCAGGACGCUCGCUGUCGGCCAUGAUCCGAGGAGCGGCGGACGGAGAGCGCCGCCUAGUGCGGGAUUACUGCGAGGACGAGCUGGAAAGCAUUCUGGAAGAGUUCUUCAGCAGCCUGAAGUGAAUGGAGGGAACAACCAAUCAGAGAGCUGCUAGGACUCAUCGUGGUUACCUGGGGACAGAGCCACGCCCACCUGAACAGGCUUUUAUUGUGAAGGGCUGCCUGGAACUGCUGCUGCUUCAUCAAUAAAAGCCAUUUCUAAUCUG